UACAUUACUAUAAACCAUGACUAUGGUUGUACGAUGACUAUAAUUGCUUUUAUAAAUCUCUCGAGAUGAUUAUUGAUAUCCCGUCUGUGGCAGGAAAAUUGGAUAAUAAAUUUACUGGCAAAAUUAAGUUGGAAAAAGAUGUUUCAUUUUGCUACGAGACACAUAACAAAGGCGAAGGGAUUUCUUCUCUACACCAAGUGCAGCACUAAUAGAAAUGUUUUUAAUUUACUCUACACAAAACCAGGGGAUUCUAGUCAUUCUACCUUUCGUUCUAUUCCGACGGGUAUUUUAACCAAACGAUUCAAUGGAACAGCCAAUUUUCACAGAUUUACUACACUAUCCCACAAGACAAUCCAUCGCCAAUCCCCACCAAUCCUGAGCCCCAAACAUAUCUCCAUUUCCUGUCGUAAUUUCCAUUUGAGCGAACGUCGAACAGCGGCACCACUACUGCCUGUAAUUGGGGCAUUCUUAGCAAGAUUUUCUGGUCCCAUCAGCCAGUUAUUGAAAUUAUUGGCAGUUUUUGCUGGCAGAACAUUUCGUAAAUGGUGGAAAAAGCUUCCAGAUCAUCGAAAACAAACAUUGAAAAAAUAUUUCUUUUCACGAAAGGAACUGAUUGCUGGGAUCCUGAGUAUUUUCGCCGGUUCCUGGUUAUUUCUCUAUUACAUACAUCUCGAGGAAACGCCAUACACAAAGCGUUCUCGCUAUGUUGGCGUCACACCCAAACAGGUCAAAGAAAUUGCCGAAAGUCAGUUGAGACAAUUUCUAGAAAAUUAUGCUGAGAAUAUUCUGCCUGUCUCGCACCCUUACCACAAGAGGGUGUAUCAAGUCACAAAGAGGUUGAUCUUGGCAAAUCUAGAUGAAAUUCAUGACGAUUUGAAUUGGGAAGUAAAUGUGAUUGAAUCAAAUGAAAUGAAUGCAUUUGUUUUACCUAAUGGUCAAAUUUUUGUUUUCACUGGCUUACUACGAAUUCUUCCCGAGGAUGACUCACUCUCAAUAAUUCUGGGACAUGAAAUUGCUCAUGCUGUUCUACAGCAUGCUUCAGAGCAACUUUGUUUCGAUGGAUUUGUCAACUUGAUUAAAGUUGUUCUAUUGGCAACUAUUUGGGCUAUAAUUCCAAGCGAUAUCCUGGCAUUCCUAACACUGUUUAUUCAGAAUGUAAUAAUUGGGCUGUUCGUGAAUUUGCCUUACUCUCGAACGCUGGAAGAAGAAGCUGAUAGAGUUGGUCUCUAUUUUGCAGCGAAGGCUUGCUUCGAUAUACGAGAAGGUCCGAAAGUUUGGCAAAGAUUUCGCGAGCUUGAGAAACAUCAAGACGAACCAAACGUUGAAUGGCUUUCCACUCACCCGUCGCACGAGAAGCGAGAAGAAACAUUAAAAACAAUCGUCCCGGAGGCAUUGGCUUUACGAAAAAUGUGCAACUGUCCAGAUCUAUCAGGUUCUUCAACUACUGGUUAUGACAAAGCGAAACCAUUAACACUUUUAUCGCUUGCUGGUGUAUACAACCGUUCGCAAUGAAGACUAUAAAACUGAUCAACCAAGCACGAAGACUUCCUGUUUUGUGAAGAGAAAACGUUGUUAUGAAUCAUGUUUUACAGUUGAUUAACUGUAUUCGACACACUCUGAGUAUUUUCGGAAUCAAAGCGCUUGUGUUAUAUAUAUUCGUCUGCAAGUUCGCGGGGUAGAAACUCAGUAUAGAAAGCAUUCCUAUUUAUAUCUAAUUGUUUUUCAUCAACGUUCACAUGUUUAGAAGCCUCAAUAAACAACUGGUAGGUAGAUACCUAAAAUAGAUUAAUACAUAAAUAGACUCGUACAUAAAAGGUCCAGAGGCAAAGGGUUGUUUUUGUUAACAACAGGAAGUUCUCAACCCCGCACUGAACGAAGAAAAUCAUAUUUGUGUUGUGCACAACUACUGUAUAUGGUUUGAAACCAGACAGGAAUUCCUGGACAUCCGAUAUGAUAUCUCAUGUUUUGCACUGAAAAUGCUAUUUUACAUUCUAUUGUUUGCCAAUCUUCCCACUCAAGAAUUUCCCUACGCACAAACCUCAAAAACUGGUCUUAUCGUGGCCUUGCAUGUCUCUUGUGAUGUUUGUCGUAUGUGCUUUGUACAAGGUCAGCGCCUUAAACUAUGGCUAUGCAUGGCGAAGAGGGUUAAAAAAAUUACUGCUGUGAUGCAUUGCUGGUAAAAAGAAGGCAA
Messenger RNA from Dendronephthya gigantea, 2191 nucleotides. Its product is annotated as metalloendopeptidase OMA1, mitochondrial-like. Gene Ontology annotation, molecular function: metalloendopeptidase activity. The record is from RefSeq and is a predicted model, not a curated record. Bases 139 to 1512 code for a protein of 457 amino acids. NCBI's taxonomy places the organism in Eukaryota, Metazoa, Cnidaria, Anthozoa, Malacalcyonacea, Nephtheidae. Gene Ontology annotation, cellular component: mitochondrial inner membrane. The transcript is spliced from 8 exons. Gene Ontology annotation, biological process: mitochondrial protein processing; protein quality control for misfolded or incompletely synthesized proteins.